Molecule: messenger RNA, 954 nt
Organism: Acaulospora colombiana
Lineage: Eukaryota; Fungi; Glomeromycota; Glomeromycetes; Diversisporales; Acaulosporaceae
Source: the annotation of a GenBank genome assembly
AUGUCAUUUAAUGUUGCAGGAAGUGAAAGACUUAAUUCCGAAGAACUUAACAGAUUUUUGAAAAGGAGAUUAAACGACAUUGACAGUCAGAUAGACGCGUUAACUGCUGAAAAAGUCGAUGGAUCAUCCUUUUUUUAUUUAACACUUGAAGGUCUUAAAGUUUAUGGAAUACCUCUCGGAGCUUCCGCAAAAAUUGUAAAUUUGAUUAAGGACAUUCAAGAAGAAUCCCCUAGUAACCGAAGAAAAUACGGUAACGAUGAUAAAAGACUGGAAAGGUUUUGGAAUUCUUUGAAGGAUGGGAAAGUGAAAAAGCAUAAUAAUGACCAGUUCCUUGAGUUACCCAUGGACGUUUACUAUCUUCUAGGCAAAGAUGAACAAGGUUCCAAUAUCUCUACUCUUUUCAUCCGUGAAUGUUAUUACCACCUGAGUGAUAUUAUUUUCGAGAAUGAAAAUAUUCAUCGUUGGCGUAUUACCGGCAAUCCGGGAAUUGGGAAAACCUUCUUCGGGUAUUACCUACUUUAUCUCCUUUCGCAGCAAUGUAAAACAGUUGUAUAUCACAAACUCGACAUGCCUCCGAUUCUCUUUAGUGAGGAAGGGGUUUUCCGUCAGAUCAAAGACAAUAUUCAUGCAUUCUCAGAUUACUUGGAACAUGAGGAAACUUGGUAUAUCGUGGAUGGUAGGAAACCGAUGGAAUAUCUCGCCAAGACAAUUCUUGUAUGUUCGCCCCAGAAAAGACACUACAAGAAUUUUGAUAAGCGUGGAACGACUAUUCGGUAUAUGCCGGUAUGGUCUUGGGAAGAGAUUGAUGCAUGCAGGAUUAGGCUUUUUUCUCAUCUUAGUCAAAGAGAAGUUCGGAAAUUAUACAACAAAUGGGGUGGAAUUCCUCGAUUUACCUUGUUUUGUGCUCUCAAUGACUCUCAGCAAGAUCUUCUUCAGAUGGCAAUUAACUCAUAG